GGUGAAAUCCAACACCAGCAGCUGUAGGAGUUGUGUUGGGGUGAAUGCGGAUCCCCUCGCAUCAGUGCAAGUCAAGGCGCAUAGCAGGAACCACCGCCUGGAGGUAGAGACGUGCGCUCUGGAGCUAUUGGCGUUGGAGAGCCGUCGCGCUGAGUCUUCUGCAGAGACUCAGGGCUGCAACAGUCUCAGAAACAGCAUUAUAAGAGCGAGCAUCAGAGCGCACGGGACCUGAGAGCUUGGAGAGCCAUCCCCACCUCGGACUUUACAAUGCGAUGAGGGAUUUUUGACAACGGCCACUUUGCGCGUCCUUUGGCCCGUUCCAAAGCCCUGUCCCAUGUUCAGGUGCCUCUAUACGUGUGAUUCUGUUUUCACCCAGAUCUCUGCUGCCUGGACAAAUGCAUACAAAUGCAUUUAGGAGCUCAACGGACAAGGAGUGGACACGUUUCCGCGGCAGCGACGUGGAACCUUCUCCUGCUCCUGUCAGUAUGCUCAGCAGUACUCUCUGGACAACAAGAACACGUUGCACAAUGUGUAGAUGUGCUCCAUCGACUUGGGCUCACAGGCCAGAGCAGCUCGGAUUAUCUCAACGAGGGACGAGGAUCUGCAGUCAGAUUCACCACUGCCCCUCCAGCUACACCCGUCUCAGACUACGGCGUUUUACUCCACUCAGACUCGUUUUAUGAGGCUGCUGCAGGCACUUUGUUUCCGCCUGAGAUUAAAGAGGAGUUUUCUUUUGUAGUUAGUCUAAGCUCCUGGAGAGCGAACAAUGCCUUUCUUUUUAGUAUCCGAGAUGACAGGGACAGACUGCGUUUUGGCAUUCAACUUCUGCCUCAUCGAGUGGUGGUGUACACUGAGAAAGCCCCCAUUUACUUCAGCUAUAACUGGCAGGAUGGGCGCCACCACUCCUUUGCCAUUGGGGUGCGCUCUCAGUCAGUGUCCUUCUACGCAGACUGUGGGACGGUACAGCGGCAGGAGCAGACCCUCGGCAGGACUCAGACACUCGGGGGCUCGGGGUCUGUUUUCACUUUGGGUAGAAUGAACCCCAAAGCAGUACCAUUUCACGGGCGCAUCUGCCAGCUAGACUUGUACCCAUCGGCCCAAGCAGCGGCGCACUACUGCAACUACCUUAAAAAACAGUGUCGGCUGGCCGAUACCUACCGAUCAGACUCACCUCGUUCUGGUUUGGAUACAGUGGGUCAUGACUCCUCCCCUCACACUGCCACUAAUGGAGUAACAGCAGCUUCGAACAACCCAGCUUCAUCAGGAGCUGGUACUGCAGGCGGCGACAUUCACAGCUCAACAUUGGUACCUCCUGAUCUUUCCUUACAAACACAUCCUUCACGAACCCAUGGUGUAACGUUAGCAACAUCGAGUUUAAGGUACUCAACUCAAGGCACCAUGGCUGUCACUACAACAAGGACAUUCACUAAAAGAACCAAGUCUCCAGCAAGUUCUGAUCCAACAGAGAACAGAACCGAAAACACCACAGAGAAACAGCGAAACUUUGGUGCACAAACAACACCAGCUACGUUUGAAAUAAUCGACCAGGACAAACUGAAACCGAAGGAUACACUCAGGAAUAAUUCUACCACCGACCCUCAGAAAACGCGACAGUCACAGACGCAUCUCUUGCAUCCCAAAGCCAACGGCACAACCCUGUAUCGACAGAACCACGUGGACUCUGAGCAUUACCCGGACGGCAGCUACGACGGCACUGAAAUGGGCGGGUACGACUACGGCUACGAGGAGGGGGACUUCCUGUACGAUUAUGACGAUGGCUUUUAUGGCGCCAAGGGGGAGCCGGGUCCACCGGGUCCUGAAGGUCCCCCGGGUUUACCUGGUCCUGCAGGGAAAAGAGGUCCUCGGGGUCCCACUGGUCCUCAUGGGAAACCAGGACCUCCAGGACUGCCUGGACCCAAGGGUUCAAAGGGCGAUCCGGGACUGUCACCAGGCCAAGCUGCACCAGGAGAAAAGGGAGACAAAGGGGCUUCGGGGCUUCCUGGUCCAGAUGGAUUUCCUGGGUUACCUGGCCCCAAAGGUCAUCAAGGGCCAGCUGGGCUUCAAGGCGAGCAAGGAAUGCCGGGACCUCCUGGAGAAGCCGGGGCUGCAGGUUACCCUGGCAGGCAGGGCUCAGCUGGUCCUGAAGGUAACCCAGGUCCUAAAGGUGUCAAUGGUUUUAUCGGACUUCCUGGUGUUUCUGGACCGCCGGGGUUAGAAGGAGAGAGAGGUGUUCCUGGUCCUGCUGGUAAACCUGGUCUUAAAGGAAGACAGGGAGUAAUGGGAGACCCGGGAGAAAGAGGUCCACCUGGUCCUGAUGGAAAUGAGGGCAGUGUCGGUGGGACGGGCAUCCCUGGCUUCCCAGGACUCAGGGGGGAUCCAGGACCUGAGGGGCUACGUGGAUUGCCUGGACUGGUGGGAACGCUGGGCCCAGUUGGAAAAAACGGCUUGCCUGGAUUGAAAGGUGAUAAGGGAGAAGAGGGACUAAGGGGCGAACCAGGAGAGAUGGGGUACCAAGGCGAUAAGGGAAAUGCUGGAGCACCUGGUCCCGCUGGUCCGAGGGGAAAACCAGGCCCACCUGGUCCACUUGGUGAUAUCGGGAUUCAGGGAGCGCCAGGCCCACCAGGACCAGAGGGUUUUCCAGGGGACAUAGGAAUACCAGGCCCAAAUGGACCACCUGGACCAAAGGGUUUACAAGGUUCCAGAGGACCACAGGGGCCCCUAGGACCAAAAGGAAGUGAGGGUGACGAAGGACCACUUGGCCCACCUGGCAGCGCUGGCCCAACUGGUAGAGCUGGGAGAAAAGGCCACAUUGGAGAAGCUGGUCUGGACGGUCCAAUGGGAGAAAAAGGAGAGCUGGGAAACGUCGGGAAAGUUGGUCCACAAGGUCCUGCUGGCCUGAUCGGGACACCAGGUGUAGAGGGAGUUUCCGGUGAAAAGGGUGACCGGGGACCGCCAGGGCCAACUGGCCCAGUCGGGGAGAAGGGCCCGAGAGGUUACCCAGGCUUACCUGGAGGUCCUGGAGACUUUGGCUUACAGGGAGCACCGGGUCCUCCAGGACAGAGGGGUGAUCCUGGCAUCGCUGGUCCAAAAGGACGAAGGGGCCCACAAGGUCCAGACGGCCCACUGGGAGAACCUGGCCCCGAAGGCAGCAGGGGAGAAAAGGGUGAUAUCGGAAAAAAGGGCGAGCCAGGAUUCAUCGGCAAAGCUGGUGCACCUGGUGAAAGGGGCCUUCCUGGAAAACUUGGAAAACCAGGCCUCCCUGGAAGCCCCGGAGAAAAGGGCCCUUUGGGUGAACCAGGACCUAAAGGACCACCUGGGGAGCCCGGGCCUGAGGGAGAACAAGGACUUGAAGGGGCGCCUGGACCAGAGGGGGGGCCUGGUGCCAUCGGAGAGCCGGGGUCAAAGGGGGACGCUGGACCGCUUGGACCUGAGGGAGAGCAGGGACAAGAAGGAAUCAGAGGGCGUCCUGGACCUCCCGGUGAAGAUGGACCUCAAGGGAAAGACGGACCAAAAGGUGAGCCUGGCGACAGUGGCCCAAUGGGUGAACCAGGAGAGAAAGGACAAGAGGGAGAUGCGGGUUCCCCAGGACCUCCUGGUGAGCCUGGAAAACAAGGCUUUCGUGGUCCAGAAGGGAAACUUGGAUCCCCAGGAAACAGAGGACGCCCAGGCAAAAAGGGAGAGCGGGGGCCCCCGGGGGCUGCAGGAGAAAUGGGUGAACGAGGGGAACUGGGGCAACCAGGCGAGUCUGGGCUGAAGGGUGCCAGAGGAACGCGAGGGACGCCUGGCCCUCCUGGUGCCAUGGGCAUGGAAGGUCAACCUGGGAUUUCAGGAUACACUGGACCGGAUGGAAAACCUGGAUCCAUUGGACCGCCGGGGCCUAAAGGUGAAAAGGGAUACCCGGGAGAGGACAAUAAAACCCCCGGACCCCCAGGAACCAUAGGUGAACCAGGGCCUCCUGGAGAACGUGGAGAGCGUGGAGAGCCAGGAGAUGAAGGAUAUCAGGGCCAUGUUGGUGUGAUUGGACCUCGUGGAGCUGUUGGGCCUCCUGGAUUACCUGGAUCCCCAGGCCUGGCGGGAGAACCAGGUCCAAAAGGAGAGAUUGGAGUUCAUGGCCCUGUCGGAAAGAAAGGAGCGCGAGGCCUGACUGGAGCGCCUGGUGCUGAGGGACUGACUGGUUUGCCUGGACUCACUGGGGUCAAAGGUUACCCAGGCCAAGAUGGACCCCCAGGACUGACAGGUCCCCCGGGAGCUCCAGGGGACUCGGGCAGAACGGGUCAGAGAGGCCUGGUUGGACCAGAGGGACCUCCAGGACGUCCUGGUCUCAGAGGAGAAAUUGGGCUUCCUGGACUUCCAGGAGAAAGAGGCCCGGACGGACUAAAGGGUGACCUGGGUCUUCCAGGAGACAGAGGGGCUGCAGGGAUAAAAGGCCUGGAGGGAGCGGCUGGAGACCAGGGCAGGAAAGGAGAGCCUGGACCUAAAGGACUGCCAGGGGAGUCUGGAGAUGUGGGCAUGGUUGGGUUACAAGGCUUUCCUGGACCAAAGGGACCGACUGGGGAUUUUGGACUGAAAGGUGUUCCUGGUGUCAAAGGCCCAGCGGGAUUGUGGGGAUUCUCUGGACCAGUGGGACCUGAAGGAACCAUCGGCCCAAUGGGAAAACCAGGGCCAAGAGGUCCAAAAGGAAGCGAUGGUGAAAUGGGACCUCAGGGGCCCAGAGGCAGUCCAGGCCCCAGAGGACCCCCAGGUGCCCCAGGUCCAUCCAGGCAGAUAUUUGAUGACUCAGCUGUUUAUGACGUGUUCGAUACUUCUUAUGGGACAGAGACUUUCCAAAACACUGAAAUGAGUCUGGUUGACCAAAACUCAGAAAUCCUCAAGACCUUGCAGUAUCUCACCAGUGUCAUUGAGAGAAUCAAAAAGCCUCUUGGAACACGAGAGAACCCAGCCCGCAUCUGUAAAGACCUGCUGGACUGCCAACACACACUCAAAGAUGAUUGGUUUUGGGUUGACCCUAAUCUAGGCUGUGCCACAGAUGCUUUCAAGGUCUUCUGUAACUUUACUGCUGGCGGGCAAACCUGUUUACAUCCCCUGGACCCAAAUAAGAUGUCGUUUGGCGUCGGGGAUGUCCAAAUGAAAUUUCUCCAUCUACUGAGCACUGAAGCCAGCCACAGCGUCACGCUCCGCUGUCUGAAAAAUCCUCAUCAUGGCACAACACUUGACAAAAACCCCAUCGGCUCUGCACCCAACAGUUUGGAUAGAAUUAAGUUUCGUGGCUGGAACAAACAGCUGUUUGAAAAAGACACACUACUAGAUCCACAUGUGAUUUCAAAUGAACAAGAGAUUCUACACGGCCGCUGGCUCCAGACUCAAUUCCUCUUCAGUACUCAGGACAGUCGUCAGCUGCCAAUAGUAGACAUUCUGGAUUUUCCCACAUCCAACACAAACAGUCAGCAAGAAAUUGAAAAUGGUCCAGUUUGCUUUCUGUAAGCAGGGCUUUGUACUGGGAUUCUAAAGGCAAAUGGAAAAAUCAAGUAGGAGUAUGUUGGUUUUUGUUUGGUUGUAAAGAAGUGAAAAUUCACAUGAAGACACACAACCAUACAGGAACUCCAUCUCAUGUGGAGGGUCGCCCUGGGUGGGUGUUGUAUACGGCCAAAGGAGUAUACAACAUAUACCAUUAACAGGUGGGAGAACAGUGCUACGGACCCUUUGUCACCAUGACCGCAGAACAGGGCUUCACUCUUUACUCCCCAUCCUGCUCGGGUAAACCAGCCCAAGGAGAACGCCAACCCAUGAAAUCAGAGCACUGUCAAAGUCAAAGUGCAAUAGCAGCAUGUGUAUAAUGUGGGACUGGUCCAGUUUCUCAUUAAAGGUGAUUCUCUUCACCUAAACACAUGAACAUCUGUUUGUGCUCUACAGUUUCUGCAGAACCAACACUCUGAAUGCUCUGGCGUUCAGCAAACUGCUCCUUUAUUUAACACUUUGGACCUGUUCGUCUUGACUGAUGGUGCUCUACCUCUACCUGCUCAUUAGACUGUAGUGUAGUUAAUGUGUUUGUACCAGUUACAUUGAGUGUUACAUUGUAUGAGUACUUACUUUUGUUUAUUUCUAAUUUAUGAACCAUUUUUGAUACACUUCAUAUUUUUAUAGCGUUUAUUACAUUGUGGUAGAAUCUUCAGGGCAAUCCUACCAUUGGUGCUGCAAAAAGCAAAGAGAAUCUGCGACUCCUGUGUAUAUAUGGAUCACUUACUGUAGGUUAUUUAUAUCCAGUUUGUUUCGUUCACAUCACUGUCCCAUGAUAAUUUAAACUCUUUAAAGAGGAAUAACAUCAACUCAAAGCUAUGAUAUAUUUAUAUGCUCUGCCUACUCUUCAUUCGAGGUGUGCCUGUGUGUAACAUCUUUUACUGGUAUUUACGUUUUUGUUUUUUUUACCGUAAACUGGCAGCUACAUAUCGCCAGAAACUGACUCCUUCCCUAAAAAAACUCACCGUUGUUAUUAUGAGGCUAAUUUAAUAUAUUGUAUUUGCCAAUGUGUAAUUAUAUCAGUCUGGAUUUUAAAGUUGAUGGUGACUCAUUUGUAAAUAAACAUGUUGACAAUUA
Messenger RNA from Periophthalmus magnuspinnatus, 6591 nucleotides. RefSeq names its product collagen alpha-1(XXIV) chain (gene col24a1). Gene Ontology annotation, molecular function: extracellular matrix structural constituent. The record is from RefSeq and is a predicted model, not a curated record. The transcript is spliced from 60 exons. Lineage: Eukaryota; Metazoa; Chordata; Actinopteri; Gobiiformes; Gobiidae. The coding region runs from base 406 to 5481 and encodes 1691 amino acids.